GUAGGAUCCGCGCCAGAAGCGGAAGUCGCGCGUACCCACAGACAGCUCAGGCGAGGAACGCGCGGCGUCAUGGCCGCCGACAGUGACGAUGGCGCAGCCUCAGCUCCAGAGGUCUCUGUCGGUGGUAUCAACAAAAGCACAAAAUCUGGGCAGGAGCUAGUAAUCCAGGUUCCAGUGGUGGAUGUGCAAAGUGACAACUUCAAGGAGAUGUGGCCGUCCCUCCUGCUGGCCAUAAAGACAGCCAGUUUUGUGGCUGUGGACACGGAACUGAGUGGGCUUGGGGACAGGAAGAGUUUGCUGAACCAGUGCAUCGAGGAUCGUUACAAGGCCGUGUGUCAUGCUGCCAGAACCCGUUCUGUCCUCUCCCUGGGCCUCGCCUGCUUUAAGCAGCAGCCAAACAAGCAGAACCCUCUUCUCUCCCAGGAACACUCAUACCUGGCCCAGGUGUUCAAUCUGACUUUGCUCUGCAUGGAGGAGUAUGUCAUUGAACCAAAGUCUGUGCAAUUUCUGGUACAACAUGGCUUCAACUUCAACAGGCAGUAUGCCCAGGGUAUCCCCUACCACAAGGGCAAUGAUAAGGGUGAUGAGAGCCAGAGCCAAUCAGUGAGGACUCUGUUCCUAGAGUUAAUCCGGGCCCGCCGACCUCUGGUAUUACACAAUGGUCUUAUAGACUUGGUGUUCCUGUACCAGAACUUCUAUGCACAUCUGCCGGAGACCCUGGGAACCUUCACUGCUGACCUGUGUGAAAUGUUUCCAGCUGGCAUUUAUGAUACCAAAUAUGCUGCUGAGUUUCAUGCCCGCUUUGUGGCCUCCUACUUAGAAUAUGCUUUCCGAAAAUGUGAGCGAGAAAAUGGGAAACAGUGGGCAGCUGGCAGCCCACAUCUUGCCUUGGAGUUCUGCAACUAUCCUUCUAGCAUGAGGGCCCAUAUAGACUAUCGCUGCUGCAUGCCCCCUGCAACCCACCGUCCUCAUUCUAGUAGCAUCUGUGACAACUUCUCGGCCUAUGGUUGGUGCCCCCUGGGACCACAGUGCCCUCAGUCGCAUGAUAUUGACCUCAUCAUUGACACUGAUGAAGCAGUAGUAGAGGACAAGCGGCGGAAGCGACGACGGAGGGAAAAACGGCGAAGGGCUUUGUUGGGCCUUCCUAAAACACAGACCUCCGGGGGAGCUGAAGAUGGCCCUCCCACAAAGCAAAUCUGUGGAGAUGGCCUUAAGACUGAGGAAAUUGAGCAGGUGGUGGUCGAGGAUGUGUCAGGAGACCAGCCUGACUCUGAACAAGAUCAUAAAAAUGAGUUGGAUUUGGAUCUUAAACCAUCAGUGGCUGAAACAGCUGACAUAGCUACCUCAGAAGUGCCAGCAAGUCAAGCCAGUCCCAAUCCAGUACCUGGAGAUGGACUGCACCGGGCUGGUUUUGAUGCCUUUAUGACAGGUUAUGUGAUGGCCUAUGUGGGCAUGAGCCAAGGACCCCAAUCAUGUAGCUCUGAACCCUGGCUACCUGAAUGCCACAACAAGGUAUACCUAAGUGGCAAGGCUGUACCUCUCACAGUGGCCAAGAGCCAGUUCUCCCGUUCCUCCAAAGCCCACAACCAGAAGAUGAAGCUGGCUUGGGGCAGCAGCUGACAUGCAGCAAGCAACCUUGGCACUCGGGGCCCAGGAAGAGAAGCUAAGAGUGGAACAAAGGAGUUGUUUCUCUAACUGAUGGCUGUCCCUCUCCCAGGUACCACAGAGUUAGGGGGUGGGGUGGGACCCUGGCAGAGGUAACUGCUGCAUUGCUCCUGGACCUUCCUCUUUACCCCAGAGGCUGAGGCACAAGGGGUUCAAGUAAGAAGACUGACCAAUACCUGUAACACCAACUUUAUUUUUAAAUA
Molecule: messenger RNA, 1868 nt
Organism: Condylura cristata (star-nosed mole)
Lineage: Eukaryota; Metazoa; Chordata; Mammalia; Eulipotyphla; Talpidae
Gene: TOE1
Product: target of EGR1, member 1 (nuclear)
Exons: 8
Coding region: 70-1620 (516 amino acids)
Biological process (GO): snRNA 3'-end processing
Cellular component (GO): cytoplasm; Cajal body
Molecular function (GO): metal ion binding; snRNA binding; 3'-5'-RNA exonuclease activity
Source: RefSeq, a predicted model, not a curated record